CGUGGCCCGUUAGCAGGAAGCCGAGCAGUCGCCCCGACGCUAGAGAGGGACCCAAUUCGAGUCCCCGAGCCCACGAGUCCGAGCGGUGUGUACUGCGUGCUCCGCGCUGCCCGACAGUUCCCAGCCAAACUUCGCCAACUCCGCCGCCUUUGCCGCCACCAUGCCCAAGACGAUCAGUGUGCGUGUGACCACCAUGGAUGCAGAGCUGGAGUUUGCCAUCCAGCCCAACACCACUGGCAAGCAGCUGUUUGACCAGGUGGUGAAAACGAUUGGCCUGAGGGAAGUGUGGUUCUUCGGUCUGCAGUAUCAGGACACGAAGGGUUUCUCCACUUGGCUGAAGCUCAAUAAGAAGGUGACUGCCCAGGAUGUACGAAAGGAAAGUCCCUUGCUCUUCAAGUUCCGGGCCAAGUUCUACCCUGAGGAUGUAUCUGAAGAAUUGAUCCAGGACAUCACCCAGCGCCUAUUCUUCCUGCAAGUGAAGGAGGGUAUUCUCAAUGAUGAUAUUUACUGCCCUCCUGAGACGGCUGUGCUGCUUGCCUCCUAUGCUGUGCAGUCCAAGUAUGGUGACUUCAAUAAGGAGGUGCACAAGGCUGGCUAUCUGGCUGGAGACAAGUUGCUGCCACAGAGAGUCCUGGAGCAGCACAAACUCAACAAAGACCAGUGGGAGGAGCGAAUCCAGGUGUGGCAUGAGGAACACCGGGGUAUGCUCAGGGAGGAUGCAGUCCUGGAAUAUCUGAAGAUUGCUCAAGACCUGGAGAUGUAUGGAGUGAACUACUUCAGCAUUAAGAACAAGAAGGGCUCAGAGCUGUGGCUGGGUGUGGAUGCCCUGGGUCUCAACAUCUAUGAGCAGAAUGACAGACUGACUCCCAAGAUAGGCUUCCCUUGGAGUGAAAUCAGAAACAUCUCUUUCAACGAUAAGAAGUUUGUCAUAAAGCCCAUUGACAAAAAAGCCCCGGACUUUGUCUUCUAUGCACCCCGACUGAGGAUUAACAAGCGAAUCUUGGCCCUGUGCAUGGGGAACCAUGAGCUAUACAUGCGCCGCCGCAAGCCUGACACCAUUGAAGUGCAGCAGAUGAAGGCACAGGCCCGGGAGGAGAAGCACCAGAAGCAGAUGGAACGUGCUCUACUGGAAAACGAGAAGAAGAAGCGUGAGAUGGCAGAAAAGGAGAAGGAGAAGAUUGAGCGGGAGAAGGAGGAACUGAUGGAGAGGCUGAAGCAGAUUGAGGAACAGACUAAGAAGGCUCAGCAAGAACUGGAAGAACAGACCCGCCGGGCCAUGGAACUUGAGCAGGAACGGAAGCGUGCCCAGAGCGAGGCUGAAAAGCUGGCCAAGGAGCGUCAAGAAGCCGAAGAGGCCAAGGAGGCCCUGCUCCAGGCCUCUCGGGACCAGAAGAAGACCCAGGAACAGCUGGCAAUGGAGAUGGCAGAACUGACAGCUCGGAUCUCCCAGCUGGAAAUGGCCCGGCAGAAGAAGGAGAGUGAGGCUGUGGAAUGGCAGCAGAAGGCCCAGAUGGUACAGGAAGACUUGGAGAAGACCCGUGCUGAGUUGAAGACUGCCAUGAGUACACCUCAUGUGGCAGAGCCUGCUGAGAACGAACAAGAUGAGCAGGAUGAGAAUGGGGCAGAGGCCAGUGCUGACCUACGGGCUGAUGCUAUGGCCAAGGACCGCAGUGAGGAGGAACGUACCACUGAGGCAGAGAAGAAUGAGCGUGUGCAGAAGCACCUAAAGGCCCUCACUUCAGAGCUGGCCAAUGCCCGUGAUGAGUCCAAGAAGACAGCCAAUGACAUGAUCCAUGCUGAGAACAUGCGACUCGGCCGAGACAAAUACAAGACCUUGCGCCAGAUCAGGCAGGGCAACACCAAGCAGCGCAUUGAUGAGUUUGAGUCCAUGUAAUGGAUGCUCAGCCUCUAGGGACCCCUCCUCCCUCCUUCCUUGCCUCCACUCCUACACCCUCGCCUAACUCACACUGUGCUGGAGCCACUAACUAGAGCAGCCCUGGAGUUAUGCCAAGCAUUCAGUGCAGCCAUGGGACCAAACCUAACUUUUCAGCCCCCAUUCAUUUCCGUGGGCAGACAAAUGGCCCACUGUGGUGCCAAUGGGACCUGCUUUCCCUUCUCUGUCCGACUUAAUCUAGAUCACUAGAAUAGACCAGUUCCCCAGCUCAGAGGCACCUCCCACUUGCUCUGACAACCCCCCUCUCCCACCACACACACACUUGCUAUUAUGGGGGUAAAGUGUGGAGUAGGUUGAAAGCUAGCCUCCCUUCCCACCCCACCACUGUCUUCCACUUCCAGGUCCUGUGAUUUGUAGGGUUGGAAUGUCACAGGGUUUAGGGAAGGAGGCAGGGCCCUGACUAUCUGCAGUAAGAUGUCAAUUGACCUAGGAUUUGGCCUGCGAAGGCCACUGCCUUUUAGAGUUAUAUAGGCUUUGUACUGAUUGGAGGAUAAAGAGAUGUUCAGUCAUUCUUGUUUCUACCUCCCAGAUUGGGCCUGUUACAAACUCAGUCCCAAUAAGCCUUGUCCCUGAGUUUAGGGACUCAGUUUCUCCCCAGGGUGGGCUGGGGGAGACAGUGCCUUCAAGAGACUUUACCAUCAUCCUAGAAGACCAUCAGCCCUUCUGUUCAGGCAAGGCUGGGUAGGAGAUCCUUCCCCAAUGCCUUAUGUGAGCCUAGGCCUGUCUUGAGUGAGCUCUAAGGGCAGAGGUACCCUUUACUUAUUAUUCCAGGUCCCUGGUCCCUUCUCUGGAUCUGCUCCUGCCUCCUUCAAUCCCCAAAUCCCCUCCAGCUAAAACAGAAGGGAUGAGUACCCAAAAGUCCAACUAGCCUCACCCAGGACUCUUGCCAAAACAAACAAACAAAAACAAAACAAAAACAGAGGAAAUGUACAUACCUGGCUUCAGUAUUUCCCCUGCGAGGGAUCCUAGGCCACUUCCAGAGAUACUUGGGUCCCAGCUCCUGUUUCACAGCCGUCCAGGCCUUGGUAUGGUGAGCCCUAGAGCUUGAUGCCAGUAAGCUCCAUUGCAGAGCGGGUGCAAGAAUAUGAGGGUGGUGAGAGAACCUGUGCUUCUGGGCUCACAGUUUACUCAACCCUCUCAGGUGCCCAACAGCCCCUUCCCUUCACCCCUCUCCUAGGUGGUGACUUGGGCUCUGCCUCUGUUUGACAAACCUCUGACCCAGGUCUUGCCACCAGCUGAGCUGUUCCAUGGAGCUAUAAACCAGAGAGCUGCUGGGGAUUCUGGCCUGAUCCCUUGGCACUACCCCACCCCUUGCUCUCAACCCUGGAGUAGCCUCCUCCUCCUCCUCUCUGUCUCAUGAAUGCUCUUUUUCUUUCCCACCAGUAUUAUAUAUAUUCUAGUGAUAUCUAACUCAGUAUUGAUUUCUGCCUUUUUUGCUAAUGCACCAUUAGAAGCUAUUAGUCUUGGGGCAGGAUCAUUUUGGCCUCAUUCCUUUACCACCACCCCCACACACACCUGGGAAGCAUAUACUAUAUUAUAAAGGAUAUUUUGCCAGAAAUGUUCAUGUAAGGAGCUUUCAGUAUUAGUGAUGUUACCUGUCACUAUAGGUCAUACAAUCAAUUCUUCAAGUACUUGGUAUCUGGUUUUAUUUUUCCUAUUUGCCUUCUCCCCAGGGUUUAGUCCUUCCAUGCAGUGCCCCUAGCCCAGAGCCUCCCUUGAUAAUCCCUCUCUUGCCUGACCUUGGGGAGUCUUGUGUGCAUUGCUGUGAAUUAUAUUGACACUCACUUGGUAAUAUGCCCUAUAUUGACUAAAUUCAAACCUGUAAUUGUGGGACAAUCUAGCUGCCUCAGUGGCAGUAACCCACCCCCAGGGAGGCUGGGGAGAAAGGUUAGAUUUUGUAUUCAGGUUUUUUGUGUGUAUUUUUUGGGUUUUUUUAAAAAAAUGUUUUUGGAGGGGUUUAUGCUCAACCCAUGUUCUAUUUCAGUGCCAAUAAAAUUUAGGAAGACAUUGUUGUGACUCAUUUUUUUUUUUUGUGGAAUUAGUGGCUGCCUGUAUUUCACUGUAAUUCAAACUCUGUAGACCACCUUUCCAUCCUUGAUUUUAGCACAAUUUGAGCCCAUAUUGGGCUUUGCCCUCCAGAACUGUGAGGCAGUACUUCGUGUUUCAAGCCACUGUGACAUUGCUCUCCAUGGGUGUUGUGGCAUGGAAGGUUAAGCUUCCAGCUGCGAUGCCAGCGUCCCAUGUGGUUGGCUGUUAGACCUGGCUGCUCCACUUUCUAUCCAGCUCCCUGCUAAUGUGCCUGGGAAGGCAGCAGAAAAUGGCCCAAGUCCUUGGGCCCCUGAAUCCCCACAUGGGAGACCUAGAAGAAGCUCUGGGCUUCUGGCUUUUGCCUGACCCAGCCAGCCCCUUCCAUUGCGGCCUUGGGGGAGUGAAGCAGCAGAUAGAUCUUUCUCUGUGUGUGACUCUGCCUCUCAAAUAAGAAAAUAAAUCUAAAAAAAAAUUUCCAUUUCUGAACUGACAGUGUUCCAAAACUGGAGAGCAGAAUAGAUCAGUAGUUGCCACAGUUAAGGAAGAAGGCAGCAGGUAGAGGCUGUGAGAAAUGUGUGUCUGUAAGAGAAAGAGAGCAACAUGAUGGACCCUCAUGGUGAUAGACUGUCUGCUGACUGUAUCAGUGUGUUUCUGUUGUAUUAUUGUAAGAUAAUUAAUAAGAUGUUACCACUGGGAGAACCCAAGUGAAAGGUACAUAGGAUCUCUCUGGACUAUUUCUUCAAAGUGCAUGUGAAUCUACAAUGAUCUCAAACAUUUCUUAAAAGGCUUUAAUUUAAGAAUAACAGGUGGAAGUGCUUCUGGGUGUAUAAGUAAGAGCAAAGAGUGCUUGUGUCUGCUCAAAGAUAUGGUAACAUUUUUAAUAGUUUCAAUCUGGAAACAACCCAAACUUCUAUCAACAAGGAUUCUGAAUGGAUGAAACUGUGGUAUAUUAAUAUAAUGAUGUAUUGCUCAGCACUAGAAACAAAUACACUGCUGAUGCAUUUAACAAUAUGGAUGGGGCCCGGCGCUGUGGUGUUAACAGGUAGAGCUGCUGCCUGCGGUGCUGGCAUUCCAUAUGAGCGCCAGUUCGAGUCCUGGCUGCUCCACUUCUGAUCUAGCUCUCUGCUAUGGCCUGGGAAAGCAGUGGGAGAUGGCCCAAGCCUUUGGGCCACUGCACCUACGUGGGCGACCUAGAAGAAACUCCUCGCUCCUGGCUUUGGAUCAGUGCAGCUCUGGCCAUUGCAGCCAUCUGGGGAGUGAAUCAGCAGAUGGAAGACCUCUCUCUCUCUCUCUCUCUCUCUCUAACUCUGCCUUUCAAAUAAAUAAAUAAAUGGGGGGAAACCAGUAUGGAUUAAUCUCACGGACAUCAUGUUGUGUAAAAAUAACCAAAACAAAGCAGAAUGUACUGUAUAAUUCCAUUUCUAUUUAGUUCUAAAGCAGGUAGUUGGAGCUAUAAAAGGGAUUGACUGGAAAGGGGCACAAGGAUACUCUGGGGCCAUGGAAAUACUCUUGGUCUGGAUGGUGGUUACUGGGUAUGUUUACAACAGGUAAAAAAUCAAGUCAUAAAGUUGUAUGUAAAUUAAAAAUCAUUUUUAAAUGAAAAAGGAGUUUCCUCAGUUCAAAAGCUUGAAAGUAUGGAAAAACCCUGGUCACCUUGUAGGCACCUGGAGACAGAUUGCUAGGUUCCUUUCAGAGUCUGAUUCAGGACCUCAGAAAUGGAGGCUGAGAAUUUGCAUUUAUGCUAAGUUCCCAGGGGGUGCUGAAGCUGCUGAUCCACCAUUCUAGUGUCUAGAGUAGAACAGCACUGGUAGAUUGAGUCCCAGAGAAAAGAGGGACUUGCCCAAGGUCACACAAGCUAUAGGGAGACACGGGCCUAUAACUUGCUUCCUGACUACUUUUCCUGGAAUUUCAAAGCCUGGAGCAGGCCUUCCCUAAUUUUCCAAACUUAUCUUUUUUUUUCUUUUUUUUUUUUUUGACAGGCAGUGUGGACAGUGAGAGAGAGACAGAGAGAAAGGUCUUCCUUUUGCCGUUGGUUCACCCUCCAAUAGCCGCCACGGCUGGCGCGCUGCGGCUGCCGUACCGCGCUGAUCCGAAGGCAGGAGCCAGGUGCUUCUCCUGGUCUCCCAUGUGGGUGCAGGGCCCAAGCACUUGGGCCAUCCUCCACUGCACUCCCGGGCCACAGCAGAGAGCUGGCCUGGAAGAGGGGCAACCGGGAAAGAAUCCGGCGCCCCGACCAGGACUAGAACCCGGUGUGCCGGCGCCGCUAGGUGGAGGAUUAGCCUAUUGAGCUUCGGCGCCGGCCCCAAACCUAUCUUUACCUCCAUCCCAAGAGUAGGGCUCCUUUGCCUGCUUUCCUAAAGCCCUUAAUGAUAUCAGGGCAGGAAGGGACCACAAAGACUAUUGAACCCAAGCCUUCCUCUACCUUUUAUAGAGUGGGAAACUGAGGUCCAAGAGUCCAAGUGACUUGUUCACAGAGUGGCAAGACUAGGCCUUGUACUAUCUCCUGACUCUGACCAGAUCUGUACAUACAUAGUAUGCCCUGGAGCACCCUUACUCUCCCAGCUGCUCUGCUUCCAAUCCUCUACCUAAAGAACCACGCCCCGACCCAACACCACAUAUGUAUCUGUGCACAGGUGGUGGCUCUUAACGCUUUUGGUCAAGAUAUUAAAGAAAUCUCUCUCUCUCUCUCUCUCUCUCUCUCUCUCUCUCUCUCUUUCUUUCUCUCCAGGAUCAUCCAUUUUCUCCUUGUCUUUUCCAGGGUCUUUCUCUCUCUCUCUAUUUAUGUAUUUACUUGAGGGGCAGAGUUACACCGAGAGGGAGAGACAGAAAGAUCUUCCAUUUACUGGUUCACUCCCCAAAUGGCUGCAAUGGCUGGAGCUGCGCCGAUUCUAAACCAGCAGCCAGGAGCCUCCUCCAGGUCUCCCACGUGGGUGUAGGGGCCCAAGGCACUUGGGCCACCCUCUGCUGCCUUCCCAGGCCAUAAGCAGAGAGCUGGAUUGGAGCAGGAACAGCCUGAACUUGAACGGGCGCCCAGAUGAGAUGCCAGCGCUGCAGGCGGAGGCUUAGCCCACUACUCCACAGCACUGGCUCCACUUGUUCUCUUUUAACCUAACUAGACCUUGCCUCAAUAUUUCUCUCCCCCAUCCCUGAAAUGGUCUAGAAUACAAAGUUAAGCAGGUCAGUUUCUUGCUUAAAAUGGGACUGACUCCCUGUUGCAGAAAAGCUGGAAUUCCUUUGCCUAGGGCCAUUCGUUGCUCUUAACAAUUUGACUUACCUUAUCUUUCACUAUCCAUCAUCUGUCCUUCCCCAGCACUUUGCAUUCCAGACAUAGUAGGCUCUGGCUAGCUCCUCAACAUCCCAGACUUGUUCAUGUCUACAUGCCUAUGUCGAAAUCAUAAUUAAUGUUUACUGAGUGCUUACUCUAUGCCAGAUACUGCUCUGCAUGCUUUACACAGUUACUCAUGUUAGCUCCACAGUAUCUCUGAUGUCAGGGUAAUUAUUACAGAAAAGGAAACUAAGGCACAGAAAGAAUAAGUAACUUCCCCAAGGCCACACUACUUGCAGUGACAGAAGCAAGACUUGAAUGUUUUGGGGGCGCCUCAAACUCAGGAUAGCAAACAUUAAUACCUUUUUUCUCACCCCACCUUGCUCGUCCUCUUACGUCCCUCUUUCACUUGGUGGUGUCAAUAUGUACUCGUUUUCCCAGAAUAUAAACCAAGAUGUGUUUCCUUGACAAUUCCUUCUUCUUUGCCCUAUCCCUGUGCCCAAUCAUCCUCCUUUCCAUUCUGCUCGCUAAAUAACUUCAAUACCUUGUCUACUUUACUCCUCCUGUGCUGUUGGGAUUGUUGUUUCUAGUGAGUGAUCUUUCUCACCUCUACUUUCAGUUGACUGUAGAAAUACCCACCCUCUCUGCAGCUUUGUUUAGCUUCUCAACUGCUACCUGAGUUGGUCUCAUAUUCCUUGCAAGUCCGUUCCCGUGCCUGGAUUAAUCAGUAACUAUGUACUCACGACUCCUGUGUUUCUCUAGUACCGAACUCUGUCUCAGCUUAAUUUGGAUGUCUAACUGCUCUUUUGAUAUCUCCACCAAUAUAUCAGAUAGGAUUCCUUUUUUAAAGAUUCAUUUGACAGGCAGAGUUACAGAGAGAGAGGGAGAGACAGAGAGACAGAAAUCUUCAAUCCACUGAUUCAUACCCCAAAUGGCCACAACAACUGGGCCAGAUUGAAGCCAGCAUCCUGGAACUCCAUCCUGGUCUCUCAUGUGGGUGCCAAGGGCCCAAACACUUGGGCAGUCUUCUGCUGCAUUCCCAGGCACAUUAGCAGGGAGCUGGAUCAGAAGUGGAACAGCUGGGACUUGAACUGGCAUCCAUGUGGAUGCCAGCAUUGCAGAUGGUGGCUUAACCCACUGUGAAACUAUGCUGGCCCCUCCCGAUAGGAUUCUUAGAUAGGAUUCUUCUUCCUAGACCCUUUCUUUCUUCCAUCUUUGUCAGCUCUGUGAAUGAUACCAUCAUUUACCCAGUGACUCAUGACCCCAAAUUUGGGAACCACCAUUCCUAUUCUCUCAGUCUUACUUAAAAUCCACCAGUGAGUCCUGUUAAAUGUAUCUUCAAAGAAUAUUCCAGACACAGCCAAUUCUUACUUCUUCUAGGCUAUCACUUAACCUGAGCCCAUUUCAUUAGCAAGAUUUUAACAGUGCUGCUGCCUGAAAUGCUCUUCCAGAGAACUUUCCAUGGCUCUGGUCCCAACUCAUAGAGGUCUUCCCUUAUCACUGUAUCUAAAGUAGCUCCUGUCUCUCAGUUCACACACGCAUGGCUAUAAUAGCUAACACUUGCAGCUUACAAUGUGCAUAAUACUCUUCUGUGCUCUGUACAUGUAUUAAAUCAGCCUUGCUAUGCUACUUUAAGAUAAAUAUGAUUAUCAUCCCAUAUUGGAGAUCAGCAAAGACAUUACACUUGAUCUUAGCCAAAAGGCUGAGAAGCGAUAGGAAAGACACAGAAAAGUUAGACAACUUUCCUAAGAUUACAUAGCUAAUAAGGUGCUGAGUCAUGAUUCAAACCCAUUCUUUAUCUCAUCCUAUUUUAAUUUGUUCAUAAUAUUUCUUGCUAACCGACAUAAACAUAAUGUAAUUUAUCAAUUCCCUGAUGUCUAGUUUAUAGCUUGUCUGUGCAACUACAAUAUAACCUCCAUUAAGGCAGAUUCUCUUUGGAUCAUAGCUGCAUCCUCCGAAAUUACCUGACCCGCAGUAGACACUCAUUUGCUUGUUGAAUGAGAGUGUGGCUCCUCCCUGGGAGUGUGUGGCUUUAUCUUAAGAUGAUCUCUCCCUUUCUGAAUUUCAACAUCUAAUCUCCUAGGAGCAGCUCCAGUCUUGUUUUUUUCCAUAAACCUCCUGCCAUCCUCCCCUCCUCACUCCUGCAUGCUAUCAUCUGCUGCUCGCCUGUCUUCAGUUCGUGACUGAACUCUCGUGUGCAACUGCAUGAUGUCUUCCCAACCUGAUUAUACAGUUCCUCCAAGCACUGGCCAUAUCUUUCUCAACACAGAGUCUUCUGAUACCAUACCAAGCUUAGUAUAUAAGUUCUACAUUAGCAUUUCUUGCCAUGGGUGUUGUGGUGCAGUGAGUUAUGCACCUCUUGGGAUCCCUACAUCGCAUAUUGGAGUGCAGGUUCUAGUCCUGACUCCUCCAUGCUUCCAAUUCAGCUUCCUGCUGAUGUGUCUAGGAGACAGCAGAUGAUGACCUAAGUACUUGGGAUCCUGCCACCCUUGAGGGAGGGCUGGAUUGAGUUCCUGUCUCCUGCCUUUGGCCCAGCCUAGAUAGGACUGUUGCAGGCAUUUGGGGAAGGGACUGGCAGAAGAAAGAUCUCUCUCUGUUUAUUUGUGUGUCUCUCCCUCUCUCACUGUCACCAUGCCUUUAUUUUAUUUAUUAAUUUAUUUAUUUGAAAGAAUUACACAGAGAAAGAGAGGCAGAGAGAGAGAGAGAGAGAGGUCUUCCAUCCGCUGGUUCACUCCCCAGAUGGCCUCAACAUCUGAAGCUGAGCCAAUCCGAUCCAAAGCCAGGAGCCAGGAGCUUCUUACAGGUCUCCCACAUGGGUGCAGGGGCCCAGGCACUUGGGUCAUCUUCUACUGCUUUCCCAGGCAAUAGCAGAGAGCUGGAUCAGAAAUCGAGCAGCUGGGUCUUGAACCAGUACCUGUAUGGGAUGCUGGCACUGUAGGCAGUGACUUUACCUACUAUGCCACAGCGCCGGCCCCACCAUGCCUUUCAAAUAAAUACAUACAUAUAUCUUAAAAAACACUUGCUCUUCUAUGAAUUAGCAACUCAGUUUCACUAAAUUCAUUAUGGGGUCUUUUACAUCAUUUAUAACCAUACAAAAUUACAGAUCCAUCAUUAUUUUGAUCGUCUGUUUCCUGCUUCCUAGCCAGUUUUCCCAUUCAUAGCAGACAAUCUUCUAAGAAAAACUUCUUAGUUUUUCUUACAGCCCUUGGUUUGGAUUAUGUCAGAGGGGUUUAGGAAGUGUCAGUUCCACCUGAUGUUUUUCUAUGUCUAUUGACCCCUGCAUGGAAACUUGUAACAUGUUUUAAAAAACAGAUUUACUUCAUUUAUUAAUAAGUCAGAUUUACAGAGAGAGAAGGAGGGAGGGAAAGAGAGAGGGAGACAGAGAGUGAGAGAACACAUACCCUUCCUUCCAUGGUUUCACUCCCCAAAUGGCUGCAAUGGCUGGGACUGGGCCAGGCCAAAGCUGGGAGCCAGGAGCUUCAUCUGGGUCUGCCACGUGGGCUCAGGGGCCCAAGCACUUGGACCAUCUUCCACUGCUUUUCCCAGGCACAUUAGCCAGGAGCUGGAUCAGAAGUUGGAGCAACAGGGACUCGAACAAGCUUCUAUAUGGGGUGUGGGUGCUGCAGAUGGCGGUGCAACAGCACCGGCCCCAGAAGCUUGUAGCUUAAUUGAGCCCCUUGUCUUGCCUGUCUCCAUCACUACAACUUAUUCCCUUACUGUUUUUGAUCCAGGGGUAUCUUUGGUGGGUUUUGGCUGUAUGAAAAUAGAUAAAGUUUACAGCAGUUUGGUUGAACUGCCAGGUAACUCACUAUCCUUUGACAAGUGAAUAAUUAUUCAAAUCUGCUCUGCAUUUCUAAGAAGGCAAGGUCAGGAGCUUGACACUGGUGGCAGAAUUGAGUCUUUCCCAGAUAGAAAUAGGCUUGUGGCUGAUUAUCCAAAAUGAAGACCACUCCAUAAAUCACUCUUUGCAAAUGCCAUUUUAUUGCCAGUGAAAACUAUGCAAUUGCUGUGUGUUUUGCGAUCAAGGAGAACCCAAGGGGUCUUUGCUAACAUCUGGUCUUGGAACCUGGGAAACCAGAAUUCUUCCUUCCCAUCUUGGAAGCCCAUGGUUUGUUCCUCUAUUCAUCCUUUACUGUUUCCUUUUUUUUUUUUCUGUCUCUUAGUAAAAUUUUCUAGUGUGAUACUUUAAUUCCUUUAGCAUAUUUUUUGGUGUUAUUUCAUUAGUGGUGUCCCUAAGGCCUACUAUGUGCAUCUUAUUAGAAUCACCUUCAGAAUAUACCAACUGAAUUCCAAUAAUAGUUUUCUUUUUUAAAAAAUAUUUAUUUAUGUAUUUGAAAAUCAGAGUUACACAGAGAGAGGAGAGGCAGAGAGAGAGAGAGACAGAGAGGUCUUCCAUCCACUGAUUCACUCCCCAGUUGGCUACAACAGCCAGAGCUGUGCCGAUCCGAUGCCAGAAGCCAGGAGCUUCUUCCGGGUCUCCCACGUGAGUGCAGGGGCCCAAGGAUUUGGUCCAUCUUCUACUGCUUCCUCAGGCCAUAGCAGAGAGCUGGAUAGGAAGUGGAGUAGCCGAGUCUUGAACCGACACCCAUAUGGGAUGCCAGCACUGCAGGCCAGGGCGUUAACCCACUGUGCCACAGCGCUGGCCCUGAUAGCACCAUUGUAUAGUCCCGCAAACAGUAUAUGUAUGGUCAAUUUCUCCACAUUCUAGCUGACAUUUGUUAUUUCUUUCUUUCUUUGAUACUAGUCUUUCCAGUGUAUGAGCAGUAUCUCAUUGUGGUUCUGGAUUGCAUUUUGCCUAUGCCUCAUGAUGUUGAACAUUUUUAUGUGAUUAUUUGCCAUUGUGUAUCUCUGUAGAAAUGUCCAUUUAUAUCCCUUGUUCAUUUUUAAAUGACAUAGUUUGUCUUUAUUGUUGAAUUGUUGUAAUUCUUUAUAUAUUCUGAAUAUCCCAUCCUUAUCAGAUAUGUGAUUUUUAAUAGUUUUCCCACUUUGGGGGCUGAUUUUUUUUCACUUUCUGGAUAAUGUUCUUUAAAGUAGUACAUUUUUAUUUUGUGUGAAUUCAAUUUAUCUUUGUUUUCCUUAGUUGCUUGUGCUUUAGUUAUCAUGGUUAAAAGCAAUUUCCUUAUUCAAGGACAUGAAGAUGUCCAUGUAUCUUUUCUUCUAUGAGUUUUAUAGUUUUAAAUUUUACAUUUAGGCCUAAAUCCAUUUAUGUAUAUGUUGUGAAGUAGGGGCCCAAUUUCAUAUGUUUGGGUGUGUAUAUCCCACUUUCCCAGUAUCAACUGUAGAAAAAAAAAACACUUUUCCCCUAUUAAUUGGCUUGGCACUAUGGCCCAAAUCAAAUUAUAAUAAAUGUUAGAGUUUACCCUGGACUCUAAAAUCUAUUUCAAUGGUUUCUCAGUCUAUCAUUAUGCCAAUAUUUCACAAUCUCGAUUAGUGCAACUUUAUAGUAAGUUUUGAAAUCAUGUUAUCUGCAAAUUGGUAUAGUUUACUUCCUUCUGUCCAAACAUGAUAGGCUUCAUUUCUUCUUAUUGCCUAAUUGUGCUGGAUAAAACCUUAAAUACAAAGCUGAAAAAAGUGACAAGAAUAGACUUUCUUGUCUUUCAUAAUCUUAAGGUGAAAUCUUUCAAUCUUUCACUGUGAAGUAUGAUAUUAGCUGUGGUUUUUUUGUAGAUACCUGCUGAAGUUCCAUUCAAUUCCUAGUUUAUUCUAUGUUUUUAUCAUGAAAGAGUACUGGAUUUUGGAAAAUGUUUUAUCAGCAUCUAAUGAGAUGAUCUUAUGUAUUUUUUCUUUUUUCUAUCAAUAUUGUGUUAUAUUAUUUGACUUUCUAUGUUGAAACAAUAUUGCACUCCUGAGAUAAAUCCCACUUGUUCAUAGCAUGCAAUUCUUUCUAUAUGUUGAUAGUUUUAUUUCCCAGUAUGUUGUUGAGGGAUGUGGCAUCUAUAUUCGUAAAGUAUAUUGGUCUCUAAUUUUCUUGUGAGAUCUUUGGUUUUAUUAUCAUGGUAAUACUAGGAUCAUAGAAUGAAUUGGGGAAAGCACCCUCCUCUUCUAUUUUUUUGUAGGAGUUUAUGAAUGAUUGGUUUUAAUUCUUUAAAUGUUUGGUAGGAUUCACCAUUGAGUGAAGCCAUCUGGUCUGGGUUUUUCUUUGUGGGUAGAGCUUUUUGAAUAUUAAUCUGAUCUCUCUACUUGUUACAAAUCUACUCAAAAUUUUUAUUUCUUGUUGAGUAAGUUUCAGUAAUUUAUGCCUUUCUAGGAAUUAUUCUUUUUUCAAGAUUAUCUAGUUUGUGGCAUAUAAAUUUUCUUAGUAUCAUCAUAAUUAGUUUUAUUUCGGUAAUCUUGGUAUUAAUGUACUCCCUUUCAUUCCUAAUGUUAGUCAUCUGAAUCUUCUCUCUUUUAUUCUUGAUCAGUUUAGCAAAUGCUUUGGCAAUUUGGUUGACGUUUACAAAGAUCCAAUUUUGGUUUUGUUAAUUUUCUCUAUUGUUUUUCUAUUAUCUUUUAAAUUUAUUUCUGCUCCAAUAUUUACUUCUUCCUUCUUCUGCUUGCUUUAUUUUUUUCCUUUUUUUCUAUUUUUUUAAGGUAGAAUAUUAGAUUACUGAAAUCUUUCUUCCUUUUUAAUAUAGGCAUGUACAGCUAUAAACUUCCAUUUUAAGCAGUGCUUUAGCUGCUUCCCCUAAGUUUUUGCUAUGUUGUGCUUUUAUGUUCACUUAUUUAAAAAUAUUUUAAGAGUUCCUUAUUUGUUUUCAUUUUAUCAGAGAGAGAGAGAGAAAAAAAAAAGAGAGAGAGAGAGAAUGAAUCUUUCAAUUACUGGUUUAUUCUUCAAAUAUCUGCAACAGCUAGCCAGGCACGGGAUGAGGGGGCAGGCUGAAGCCAGGAGCCAGUAUGGUAGGGGCUUCCCUAAGGUCAGAAAGAAGAAAAAAGAGAAACUUAUCUUGGGAAUGGAAUGUAAUCAUUAUCUGUCUAUGAAUGCUUCGACUGUAGUAACUGUCUGCUUAUAUGUAACCAUUUCAGCUUCUGCUUGCUAAAGAGAGCAAUGAUUUUAACCCAUGCAAGACAGUGCACAGCUUAGUAUGUGUGUGAAAGAAACAUCAUCAGUAACUAUGUACCCACAUGCAGUAUUGUAUCCAUUUCCAUAGCCAGCAUGUAACAUUAGAAUAGCCAAUCAGGCCGGCGCCGCAGCUCACUAGGCUAAUCCUCCACCUUGCAGUGCUGGCACACCGGGUUCUAGUCCCGGUCGGGGCACCGGAUCCUGUCCCGGUUGCCCCUCUUCCAGGCCAGCUCUCUGCUGUGGCCAGGGAGUGCAGUGGAGGAUGGCCCAAGUCCUUGGGCCCUGCACUCCAUGGGAGACCAGGAUAAGCACCCGGCUCCUGCCUUCGGAUCAGCGUGGCGCGCAGGCUGCGGCGGCCAUUAGAGGGUGAACCAACGGCAAAAGGAAGACCUUUCUCUGUCUCUCUCUCUCACUAUCCACUCUGCCUGUCAAAAAAAAAAAAAAAAAAAAAAAAAAAAAAAAAAAAAAGAA
Oryctolagus cuniculus (rabbit) is the source of this 14757-nucleotide messenger RNA. RefSeq names its product moesin (gene MSN). The record is from RefSeq and is a predicted model, not a curated record. Gene Ontology annotation, molecular function: actin binding. Gene Ontology annotation, cellular component: cytoskeleton. NCBI's taxonomy places the organism in Eukaryota, Metazoa, Chordata, Mammalia, Lagomorpha, Leporidae.